Molecule: messenger RNA, 1776 nt
Organism: Emys orbicularis (European pond turtle)
Lineage: Eukaryota; Metazoa; Chordata; Testudines; Emydidae
Gene: NFIB
Product: nuclear factor I B
Exons: 12
Coding region: 1-1776 (591 amino acids)
Biological process (GO): regulation of transcription by RNA polymerase II
Cellular component (GO): nucleus
Molecular function (GO): RNA polymerase II cis-regulatory region sequence-specific DNA binding; DNA-binding transcription factor activity, RNA polymerase II-specific
Source: RefSeq, a predicted model, not a curated record
AUGAAGGUUGCUGACAGCGUAAUGGCAGGGAAAGCGUCGGACAGCUCCAUAAAAUGGCAGCUAUGUUAUGACAUGUCAGCCAGGACCUGGUGGAUGGAUGAAUUUCACCCGUUCAUUGAGGCACUUCUACCACAUGUCCGUGCAAUCGCCUAUACUUGGUUCAACCUUCAGGCUCGAAAACGCAAGUACUUUAAAAAACAUGAGAAGCGAAUGUCAAAGGAUGAGGAAAGAGCAGUCAAGGAUGAGCUACUUAGUGAAAAGCCUGAAAUUAAACAGAAGUGGGCAUCCAGGCUCCUCGCCAAACUGCGCAAAGAUAUCCGCCAAGAGUACCGGGAGGAUUUUGUGCUCACUGUUACUGGGAAGAAGCACCCAUGCUGUGUAUUGUCCAAUCCUGACCAGAAGGGUAAGAUUAGGAGAAUCGAUUGCCUGCGACAGGCUGACAAAGUCUGGCGUCUGGAUCUAGUCAUGGUGAUCCUGUUCAAAGGCAUCCCCUUGGAAAGUACGGAUGGAGAGCGACUCAUGAAAUCCCCACAUUGCACAAAUCCAGCACUUUGCGUCCAGCCACAUCACAUAACAGUAUCAGUCAAGGAGCUUGAUUUGUUUUUGGCAUACUACGUGCAGGAGCAAGAUUCUGGACAAUCAGGAAGUCCAAGCCACAAUGAUCCUGCCAAGAAUCCACCAGGGUACCUUGAGGAUAGUUUUGUAAAAUCUGGAGUCUUCAAUGUGUCAGAACUUGUGAGAGUGUCCAGAACGCCUAUUACCCAGGGAACUGGAGUGAACUUCCCGAUUGGAGAGCUUCCGAGCCAGCCAUACUACCAUGAUAUGAAUUCGGGUGUAAAUCUACAGAGGUCACUGUCCUCUCCACCAAUCAGCAAGAGACCCAAAACUAUCUCCAUAGAUGAAAAUAUGGAACCAAGUCCAACCGGAGACUUUUACCCAUCUCCAAAUUCACCAGCUGCUGGGAGUCGGACAUGGCAUGAAAGAGAUCAAGAUAUGUCUUCUCCUACAAUGAAGAAGCCUGAGAAGCCUUUGUUUAGUCCCACAUCUCCUCAGGAUUCUUCACCGAGACUGAGCACUUUCCCCCAGCAUCACCAUCCAGGAAUCCCAGGAGUUGCACACAGUGUCAUCUCAACCAGAACUCCACCCCCACCUUCGCCGUUGCCAUUUCCAGCACAAGCUAUUCUCCCUCCUGCCCCGUCUAGCUACUUCUCUCAUCCAACGAUCAGAUAUCCUCCCCAUCUGAAUCCUCAGGAUACUCUGAAGAAUUAUGUACCUUCUUAUGACCCGUCCAGUCCACAGACGAGCCAGCCUAACAGCAGUGGUCAAGUAGUAGGGAAAGUGCCUGGCCAUUUUACUCCAGUUUUGGCACCCUCUCCCCAUCACAGUGCGGUGAGACCUGUGACUCUGACCAUGACAGAUACUAAACCCAUCACUACAUCCACUGAAGGUGAGGCAUCUUCACCUACAGCAACCACCUACACAGCCUCAGGCACAUCCCAAGCCAAUCGAUAUGUGGGACUAAGCCCAAGAGACCCAUCCUUCCUACACCAGCAACAGCUGAGGAUUUGUGACUGGACCAUGAAUCAAAACGGCAGGCAUUUAUACCCCAGUGCCAGUGAGGAUACAUUGGGAAUUACUUGGCAAAGUCCUGGUACCUGGGCUAGCUUGGUCCCUUUUCAAGUAUCAAACAGGACACCAAUCCUGCCGACAAAUGUCCAAAAUUAUGGUUUGAACAUAAUUGGAGAGCCUUUCCUUCAAGCAGAAACAAGCAACUGA